UAUGAACAAUAGUCAAGGAGGAGCAGAUAAUAGAUCAAAUUCAUAACAAAAUUCACAAGAAAUAUCUUAACAAGAAAUUAAUAUGAAUCAAGUGUCACAAAAUAAUAAUAAUGCUUUAAACUAACUUAUUUAAAGUCUAAAUAACUAAACAAACCUUCCAAUAGAUUAAUUCAAAAUAUUAAUUGAUUCAAUAGUAAUUGAUAAGUAAUUUUUGCUUGUAACAUUAAAUCCAAAAGGAAAAUACUUUUAAACUUUGAGAAAACUCAUAUUAUUAUUAGUUGGAUUGUUAACCCUUCAGUUUUAUUAACUUCUAUAUCUUUUCACAUAGGAUUAAAUUUUAGAAGAUCAUAAUGACAUUCAUUCUAAAUUAAUGUAUUUAUACUAUUAAAUUAGCAUUCAAACCCAAUAACAUGUUAAGAAUAAGAAUUCCCCCUAAAGUCAUUUAUAUUUGGAAGAAUAAAUAAAUUAAUUAAUACCAGUAAUUGUUAUUAGAAUUACUUAUAUUAUAUUGUCCUACUUAAUUGUGUAUUGCAUCAAACCUUUGUCAUUACAUUAUGCAAAUAAAAACGUAUAUAAUAUUUAUUAUUUAUUAGUUAUUAUUAUUUUUUCUUAUACUUAUAUCUGGUACUUACUUUAUUCAAGGUACUCAAUGCAAUCUUUAUUCAAAUUAUGGAUCUUUGCAUUUGGAUGAUAUUGGAAAAUUAAACAAAACAAAAAUCUAUUUAGACAAUUUAAUUUUUUUUUGUUGUUUUUUAGUAUAAGGAAUAUCAUCUGCAAGCAUAUUUUAUUUACUGAUGGAAUAAGUUUAAUUUAUGUUGAAAAAAAAUUAAAGAUUAAUUUUUUACAAUGAAUUCUUACUAAUAAUAGUAGAAUUUAUUGUUGUUUCAUCAGUUUUACAUAUGAUUUUCAAAGAGUAAUACAUUUUUAAUUUAAUUAUAAUGUGGAUUCCUUUUUCUUUAUUCACAUUAUUUGCUUUAUUCACUAUUUAAGAUUCACCAUUAUGUAUUUUAAAUAGGAUUUCAUAUUACCAGGAAAUCUCGAAAUAGAACUAAUAAGUUUUAAAAAAAUAGUAAGUUGCCUUAAACAAAAUUGAAAUGUUGUAAGCAGAAUUUCAUUAAAAUAUCAAUUCAAUAUUUUAAACAAAUUUUCCAAAUAAAGUUUAUUUUACAGAAGAAUAAGUUUUUUUAUUGCUUGAUAGAUUUUAAUUUAAAAUCAGCAACAAAUAAGAGCCAAAAUUAUAUGUGAAUUUCAUAAUGUUUGCUUUAAGUUUAGUAUAUUUUGGACAUUUAUUUAAACUUUAUACAUUUGCGAAUUAAUUGUAAUGGACUAUUGAAACUCUAGCUUUAAUAUUAUCAAUAUUUGAGUUACUAGGAUACUUUAUUGGAAAUUAUUGUAUUAGUGAAUUAUAUAAUGAGAAUUUAUUAAGAAAAUUGCUGAUGACUUUUGGAUUGAUUAAUUUCUUAAGUUCUUUACCUAGUUUUUAAUCAAUUCAUAGUUAAUUUUAAAGUCAGGUAGAAUUCUUUUCAAUUUUAAUUGUUAGACUUUUGUUUUCUAUAGCUAUAAAAGCAUUUUUGAUGUAACAAAUAAUUAUAAUUAGAUAAUUCUCAAAUUAUAAACUAAAUUUCGGAUAUUUGGUCUUAGGUUUAUUACUUUCAAACAUCAAUUUGUUACAGAUUUAAUUAUUCUAAGUGAUUAUUGCAACUAUUUUAAUGUUAGCAUAUCAUUUUUCUAAGAGAUUUUGA
Paramecium sonneborni is the source of this 1742-nucleotide messenger RNA. The record is from the annotation of a GenBank genome assembly. NCBI's taxonomy places the organism in Eukaryota, Ciliophora, Oligohymenophorea, Peniculida, Parameciidae.